Molecule: messenger RNA, 1396 nt
Organism: Rhagoletis pomonella (apple maggot)
Lineage: Eukaryota; Metazoa; Arthropoda; Insecta; Diptera; Tephritidae
Product: calcium-binding mitochondrial carrier protein Aralar1-like
Biological process (GO): malate-aspartate shuttle; L-glutamate transmembrane transport; aspartate transmembrane transport
Molecular function (GO): L-aspartate transmembrane transporter activity; L-glutamate transmembrane transporter activity
Source: RefSeq, a predicted model, not a curated record
ACGCAUCGUCUACAAUGACCUGAACAAUAUUUCGCCUGAGCACUACACGAAGCAUAUCACCACACGUUUGGCAGAGAUCAAGGCCGUCGAGAGUCCGGCCGAUCGUUCAGCGCUCAUACAGAUAUUGGAGAGUACCUACCGUUUCGCGCUCGGUUCUCUGGCAGGCGCCGUGGGCGCCACUGUGGUAUACCCCAUUGACUUGGUGAAGACACGCAUGCAGAACCAACGCACAGGUUCAUUCAUCGGAGAAAUCGCUUACAGAAACUCAUGGGACUGCUUUAAGAAGGUCAUCCGCCACGAGGGUGUACUUGGUUUGUACCGCGGCUUGCUACCGCAGCUGAUGGGUGUUGCGCCCGAGAAAGCCAUCAAGCUCACUGUGAACGAUUUUGUACGCGACAAAUUUACCGACAAACAGGGUGUGAUAGCAGGGUGGUCCGAAAUUAUGGCCGGUGGUUGUGCCGGCGCGUCACAAGUGGUCUUCACCAAUCCUUUGGAAAUUGUUAAGAUUCGUCUACAGGUUGCCGGUGAAAUCGCGGGAGGAGCUAAAGUACGUGCCUUAUCUGUUGUGCGUGACCUGGGUCUAUUUGGCUUGUACAAAGGUGCACGCGCGUGUCUGCUGCGUGACGUACCGUUUUCUGCUAUCUACUUCCCCGCAUAUGCGCACACAAAAUCUCUGUUUGCCGAUGAAGAUGGUUAUAAUCAUCCGCUGACCUUACUAGCGGCUGGUGCAAUCGCUGGGGUGCCGGCUGCCUCACUCGUAACACCCGCUGAUGUGAUCAAGACCAGGCUGCAGGUUGUGGCGCGCUCAGGUCAGACAACCUAUACGGGCGUGUGGGAUGCCACAAAGAAAAUCAUGGCCGAAGAGGGGCCACGCGCCUUCUGGAAGGGUACUGCCGCUCGUGUCUUCCGCUCUUCACCACAAUUCGGUGUCACCUUGGUCACUUACGAAUUGCUGCAGCGCCUCUUCUAUGUUGACUUCGGUGGCUCGCAUCCAUCUGGGUCGGUGGUGAACAAACCAAAUGUCAUUGAUGAUACUGCACAAAAAUUCAAUCCCGAUCAUAUUGGAGGCUACCGCGCCGCUGUGCCUCUCCUCAACGGCAUUGAAUCCAAGUUCGGCCUCUACCUGCCCCGUUUCGGACGCGGAACGACGAGCACAAGCACCACAACUGGAUCGUGAUGAUUCGAUGUGGUUGGCAAUGGCGCCGAUUGUCGACAAAUACAUACACACAUAGUUGCUCUUAAAUAAGUCUACUGUUAAAUAAUUUUUAAUAAAUGUCUAUAAAAGAAUGUUAUUAGAAAUGGUAAAAAAAUUUAACGCAUACAUAAAUAAAACAAUUAUACAUAGUAAACGAAUUGAGCAAUUGUGCAAAUAAUAAAGAAGACACAUACACAAAUA